This is a messenger RNA of Entelurus aequoreus (snake pipefish), 3138 nucleotides long. Its product is annotated as carbonic anhydrase 4-like. Gene Ontology annotation, molecular function: zinc ion binding; carbonate dehydratase activity. The record is from RefSeq and is a predicted model, not a curated record. The coding region runs from base 867 to 2210 and encodes 447 amino acids. Lineage: Eukaryota; Metazoa; Chordata; Actinopteri; Syngnathiformes; Syngnathidae. Gene Ontology annotation, cellular component: plasma membrane. The transcript is spliced from 14 exons.
CGAAAAAUAGGGUACUUGUUUUAAGAAACACAUUUUGUUAGCAUUUAUGGUAAAUGAGUUAUAUUUGUAUAGCGCUUUUCUACCUUCAAGGUACUCAAAGCGCUUUGACACUAUUUCCACAUUCACCCAUUCACACACUGAUGGCGGGAGCUGCCAUGCAAGGCCCUAACCACGACCCAUCAGGAGCAAGGGUGAAGUGUUUUGCUCAAGGACACAACGGACGUGACGAGGUGGGAAUUGAACCAGGAACCCUCAGGUUGCUGGCACGGCCACUCUCCCAACGGCGCCACGCCGUCCCCAUUUAGUGUUCAUUAUCUUGAAUUCAGUUUGUAUAUUCCACUGUUGCUUCAAAAUCAAUGUGAUCUACCACUGUAGGAUGAUCCAUUUCUAGCUGUGGUGGAGUCUGUUUCUGCUGUUGCACCCUCCUGACAAUAGGGGGAGCUAUAUUUUUUGCUGCUACAGUAUUUCCUACUAUGUAACCCUCUUUUUGGUUUUCUGGUUGUUGUGGUUUUUGUUUCUAUUACAGUGACAUUUAAAUUUCUCAAAUGUCUUAAAGCUCUUAGAAGUCCAAACUUAUUUUCCUUACAAUUAUAGAUACAUAUGCCUUGAAUGGUGACAAAUGCUGAAUAGAAUAAGCAUUACUGAAAGAGUCUCAACAAGCUAAAGGAAAACCACAAUGUGAAACAAAAUAGAAGAAAAGUCACCGGAAGCAACAGUGAACCAAAUUCAUCCUAAACGACAGUGAGGUUGAAUUGAGUGGAGGUGGACUCAAUGGCACUUACUCCACAAUCCAGCUCCAUUUCCACUGGGGCGACACCCAGCACCACCCCGGGUCAGAGCACGCCGUCAAUGGGCACAGAUACCCGAUGGAGAUGCACAUUGUGAGUCUAAAGAAAGGCCUGUCGGUGCAGCAGGCCAUCAACGAUUCAGCCGGGAUCGCCGUUCUUGGCUUCUUCAUAAAUGCCACUGAAGAUCCAAAUCUGUCGAUUCCUUGGAACACCUUGACCAAUUACCUCCUAAACGACACAGACACUGAAGUCAAUGUGACGCACAACAUAUCCAUUGAUGACCUGAUUGGCAACGUGGACCUCUCCAAAUUCUACCGUUACAUGGGCUCACUGACCACCCCUUCCUGUAAUGAAGCGGUGGCCUGGACAGUCUUUCAGGAGCCCAUCGCUGUUAACAGGAUUUUUGUGGAACAGUUUCCCUUGAGGACAAGCCUUGUUAAUGUGUACCGUCCAUCACAGGAACUCCAUGGACGCAAAGUAUUUUCCUCCGCUAGCAUUGUUCUUCCAUCUAGUCAUGAAUGGUGCUACGACGAUCACUGUGAGUUCAGUCCUUCCAAAUGGCACCUUCUACCCGACUCGCACUGCGAUGGCGAGCGCCAGUCGCCAGUCAACAUCGAGGCCCAAAAGGCCGUGGCGAAUGAACACCUCGACGGCUUCACUUUUACACAGUUUGAUGACAAACAUGUCAUCAAGUACAUCACAAACACAGGCCAUACAGUAAAGUGUGUCUUAAAUGAGGGGGCGUUGGAGGUGUCCGGGGGCGCCCUGGGUUACGUCUACUCUACUCUACAGUUCCACUUCCACUGGGGUUCCUCAUCACAAGACUCUAAGGGCUCAGAGCACACAGUGGAUUCCAAAAGAUUGCCAAUGGAGGUGCACGUUGUGAACAAGAGGAAGGAUUUAACCUUGGAAGAUGCAGUAAAUACCCCAAAUGGCCUUGCAGUGUUGGGAUUCUUUAUUGAGGCUGCUGCAUCUGACAGAAGUAGCAGCUCUUCCGAACAUGAUGACUCACAUGAUUCUUCUGAUGACUCUGUCUCGGAUUCGGCAACCAACGCCUGGAAAAAACUGAGCGGCUACAUGGCAGCAAUCCAAAGCGUUGGCUCAAAGGUAGAGGUCACUGAAGAGCUUUCCAUUGCCGAGCUGCUCGGCGAUGUGGACUUCACCUCUUACUACCGCUACAAUGGCUCAUUGACCACCCCUUCGUGUAAUGAAGCAGUGGUCUGGACCCUCUUUAAAAAGUCAAUCAAGGUGGACCAGAGCCAGUUGGCAAUGUUCCCCAACUGGACUGGCACUCGCGACGUGUUUCGACCAACGCAGGCUCUUCACGGCAGGACAAUCUACACCACGGCAGGAUGUGGUGGCCUGGCGCCCUCUGUGCUCUCUGCGCUGCUGCUCCAUUUGGUUAUUUCCUUCCUGCACUAGCACACCCGAGUAUAUUGCAUUAUCCAUCUUGCACUUUGCCUCGUUCUGAAUUAUUGCAAAACCUUAAGGAGGAGCCAUGCCGUGGAUUUUAUACAUUAUCUAUGCCAGGCAUGUUAUAUAAUCUUGUUGUUUCAGGAAACGGCAACUUGGAGAUGAAAUAGGAAAUCGUUGUGUUUGCACACUUAAUGGGUCAGCUAUAUAAACCGUAAGCUUACUGGAAACUUAUCAGUCUUAUCUGUAUGUAAUAAAACGAGCUCUUCAUGGAAUAAAGUGUACUGACCGCAACACAAUUGCAGUAAUUGUACAAAACUGUUACAGUCAAGUGCACAAAUUCAUCACAAGGUAUUCCACCAGGUGUCAUUCAGAUGUUUAUGAUGCCAUAUACUGUACGGUCCAGAUUAAUCACGUCUACAGCGAUAGUUGCAAUAGUUGUGGUGCUGCCGCUCUGAUUUGAGUUGGCCUAUUUCUGUGAACUUUUCCUGUUUACGUUCAAACGAGCUUUGUGCCAUUUUGGUGGUUUGUUCAGGUUCCAACACGCAUUUAAAUGGAGUGAUGUAUAUUUUCGAGCUAUGGCAGGGUGUCGUCCGCAGCUACGAGUUAAAAUACAACUUUAGAUCUAUGUUUCCCUGCAGCAUCCUAAAAGGAAGUAGCGUUAAAAAGAAAUGUACUGUAAAAUCCUUCAAAUCUUUAGAAGUUCACCUUUUGAACUAAGCAGUCUUGUUAUUUUGUCGUUGUAUUGUGUCCUACUUUUCACUUCCUCCAAUUUUUUUGUACAUUAGGGUAUUUCUAGUCCUUCAAUAGGGAAUGAUGCACCUGUGCACAAAUUCACACUUUGUUAGUGUGUGUUUUUUUCUUUCCUGUUUUUAAGCAUGACAAUCAUCUUUCCAUGUGUGAUUGACUCAAUGAAAUUAAACUUGAUUGUUCCAAA